AAAUUAGUCUUGUACCUAACGCAUCCACUGCACCCAACCAAACAAAAAACUGUCGUGGAAAACAACCACUAAGAAGCAUUGCACCUAUAGCAUCAAACCAAGAUCCAGAAUCAUCACCUUAUUAUAAGUUAUCAAAUACGGAGUAUAUUGUCCAAUUUACUACAAGACAAAGCAUAGCCCACAGGAAUCAAACAAAAGAAAUCGUUAGGAAGAUGCCUAGCUAGGGGGAGCUGACAUGACCGAUACGUAUUAUGGAGGGAAACUUCUUGGCAAUUGCUCUGACGAUAAGAUCCAGCCACCAGAAAGGUGUUAUUCCCCAUCCCCCCCUACCCCUCUUCUGCGCAUCCCACACACAGAUUGACGAGAGAGAAGCCAUGGCGGGCAUCGGGGCCAUGAUUGCCGCUGCACUUUUGAAGGAGGUGGUGCAGCAGAUUGGUUCGUUGGUGGGAGGUCAGAUCAAGCUGCAGCAGAACUUCGACAAGGACCUCAAGGAGAUGAAGACUACCCUCGAGUCCAUUGAGGCGCUCUUCAAGGACGCUGAGCACACCAACACCAACAAUUCCAUGCGUUUGUGGCUCGAUCGUCUCAAGAACGCCAUGUAUGGCAUCGCCGACAUGAUUGAUGAUUUUGAAGCGGGAACUGAGGCUGAUCCAACACGCAAGUUCUCUAUCAAGAAACAUCUAACAGUUAUGAUGCCUUGUUUCACAAUCGGACCCAAGUUCACAAUGGCUAACAAGAUGAAGAUGGUGAGAGAGGAACUGCAGGGGAUCACAGAUCAAUACCAGAAAUUCAUGUUAGUGCCGGGCACUAAUGCCGAUGAACCGAAUCUGAUACAAAUGCGUGAAACAUCAUCAACCAUUGAGGCAUUAGUCAUUGGGAGGACCGAAGAGGAAAAUAAAAUAUGGGUUUCUUUAGCUGAGAGCAUAAUAGAAGAGCUCAUUGUCCUUGCAAUACACGGCAUUGGAGGCCUUGGCAAGACGACCCUAGCGAAAAUGAUUUACAAUAAUAAAACAAAAUUUGAAGACUACAUCCGGGUAUGGAUUUAUGUAUCGGAGACAUUUGAUUUGAACAAAAUUGGCAAUUCAUUAAUAAGUCAACUGUCAGAGAAUGAGAGUCCCUACACUGAAAAGCAGAUGAUACAUAGAUCACUUGCAAAGCUACUCGCCAAUAAGAAGAUUCUGAUUAUUCUAGAUGAUUUGUGGGUGGAGGAUGAUUCCCAAUUGGAUAGUCUGAUUGCCAUGCUUAAGGUUGGAACGGGUAGCAAGGUAGUUGUUAUAGCAACCACACGCAAUGAGGAGAUUGCGAGGAAAAUUUCGGCCAUUCAUAGUCAAACAAAAAUUUCGACCAUCCCCCCACAUGAGCUAGCAUCACUGACGGAUGAGAUGUGUUGGACUAUAAUUAAGCAAAAAAGUGGCUUUGAAUCUAGAGAUGAUAAAGAACAGUUGAAGGACAUUGGGGAAGCCAUUGCAGUGAAGUGUGGAGGUGUGGCUUUAGCUGCUCAAUCAAUUGGACCCAUUUUGGAAACUAUGACCUAUCAUCAAUGGAAGAAAGUGAGAGACAGUGAUAUCUGGAAAGUAUCUGCUUCUUGUUUAGAUCCAAAAGAUAAAGCUGUAACACGGGUGCUUGCAUCCUUGAGGUUAAGCUAUACUUUUAUGCCUCGGUAUUUGAAGCUCUGCUUUGCCUAUUGGUCAAUCUUCCCAAAAGGAUUCGAGAUAUCUAAAGAUGAUCUAAUUCACCAGUGGAUUUCUCUUUCUUUUAUUGGGGCAACACCAACAUUCACCGCUUGGGAACUCGGCGAGAUGUACAUUACUCAGCUUUUGAAGCUUUCCUUCCUUCAACAUUCAAAGACUGCACGAUUCCGCUAUGGCGAUGCCAAUGUUACAACGUUCACCAUGCAUGACCUGUUGCAUGAUCUAGCAAGAUCGGUGAUGGACGACGAAUUUCUUCUGGCUGGCAAUGAUGGCAACAUUGAGGGAAACCGCUGCCACUAUGCACUGCUCAAUGAUUGUAGCAAGGCAUUGGAGACACUGGAGGAUAAGGGCAAUCCGUUUUAUGGGUUCGGAUGAAAUUCGACUUGAUGAUGCUACAUUUUCCUCUGCUAAAUCCCUGCGUGUCUUGGACUUGAGCGAGUGCUCCAUUCAUAAAUUGACAAAAUCAAUUGGCGGAUUCAAGCAGUUGAGGUAUCUUAAUGCUCCAAGAGUAAUACAUGAAUUUAUCCCAGAUAGCAUCACUAGGCUAUCAAAAUUACGUUAUCUCAGUCUUCGAGAAUCUUCACUAUCUGCCCUGCCAGCGUCAAUCGGAGAAAUGGAGGGUCUGAUGUAUCUUGAUUUGUCACUCUGUCGGAGAAUCAAAGAACUGCCAGAAUCAUUCGGGAAGCUAAAAAAGUUGGUGCAUCUUGAUUUGUCAAAAUGCUCUGCUUUAGAAAAUAUAUCCAAGUUUAUGUGGAGCCUCAUGGACCUACAAUAUCUUGAUUUGUCAGGCUGUCGGAGAAUUAAAGAACUGCCAGAAUCAUUUGGCAAGCUAAAAAAGUUGGUGCAUCUUGAUUUGUCAAACUGCUCUGCUUCGGAAAAUAUAUUGAAGUUUAUGUGGAGGCUCACGGACCUGCAAUAUCUUGGUUUGUCAGGCUGUGAGGGAAUUAAAGAACUGCCAGAAUCAUUCGGGAGGCUAAAAAAAUUGGUGCAUCUUGAUUUGUCAAAUUGCUCUGCUUUGGAAAAUAUAUCAAAGUUUAUGUGGAGCGUCACGGACCUGCAAUAUUUAAACUUAUCAGGUUGUUAUCGUAUUGGAUGGCUACCAGAAUCUCUAGAUGGCUUUACUAGUCUAAAAUACUUAAAUCUACAUGGGUGCCUUCGAUAUGGUGAAAAUGACAGUUUGAUGGACCGUAUCAGUGCCCUUUCCAAUCUGGAGCAUUUGGACUUGUCUUGGAAUGAUUAUAUUAUCUCUCUGCCUGAAAGUUUUUGUAACCUGAGAAAGCUGCACACACUGGACCUCUCGUACUGCAAAUAUAUUAAGAAGAUACCAGAAAAUAUGGGUAGAAAUGAUAGUUUGAAGACCCUAUAUUUAAAGGGCUGCCAUCGUCUUCGUGAAGAACCUGUACCUCAUCCUAGUACCAGUUUCGUAUCAUUACCACGUUUUCAGGUGCGCGUUGGAGAUGGUGAAUCCAGCAGCAAUCUUGUCUGCUUAAAGGACACGAAUCCUCAGAGGCUGGAAAUAGUCUGGCUUGAAAAUGUGAAGUCCGCAGAAGAGGCUCAGAGUAUAAAGUUGAUGGAAAAAAACAAGCUCCAAGCAUUGGAAUUGUCAUGGACAGUAGGUGCUGAGAGGUUUGUGGAUGAUAAAGUGUUGUUGGAGAAACUAGUGCCACCGAAAAGUUUACACGGCUUGGCAAUAAUGGGUUAUAAUGGCGUCAGCUUGCCAACAUGGGUCGGCCAACAGAAUUCCGUGACACUAACCAGCAUGGAACAUCUGCAAGAGUUGAGUGGCAUGUCGACUGCGUACUCUGAGUUGAGCAUAAAUUAUUGUCCCAAGUUGAGGAUGCGACCACUUCUUCCUAGAGCAGUUCGCAGCUUGAGGAUAAGAAGGAGUGAUAAUGUGCUGUCAUCAUGGGGAGAGUGUACAAUGUCAAGCACCGGUGCUUCCUCCUCCUCUUCUUCUUCUUCUUCAGGAUUAACCACUGCAGUUGGUCUGAUGGUUGGAUACAGUGAGCUGCCCAUGCAGCAGUGGAGACUGCUUCGCCACCUCUCUGGCCUCGAUUAUUUAAAUAUCGAGAGUUGUUCUGACCUGACAGUCUCCCCUGACAUCAUCCCACAUCUGUCCUCUGUUACACAUCUGAAGAUAAGGACAUGCAACAUCUCAUCACUGCCGCAUUGGGUCAUGGACUUAACAGGUCUCCAGAAACUUGAGAUAGAAGGUUGUAGAGGCAUCAGGUCUUUGCCGGAGGGCAUACAAAAACUCACCAAGCUCCAAAGACUUGAGAUUGACGGAUGCCCUGAUUUGAACAAGUGGUGCGAAUCGGAGGAAAACAAGAUGAAGCUCGCUCACAUAAAAGAUAAGGCUUUGUGGUGUCGCAUUUCAUCGGAGUGACCGUUGUACGACGCGUUGGUCCCCCUCAGCAUCCCUCUGCUGUUCGACUACUUCCUCUACAGCCGAGGGUUCGUGGAACAUGGGCAAGGGGAAGGCCGACGGCGUGGGUUUCCUACGCAAGGUCAUCGGCCUGCCUAGUCGGAUUGGUCGAGCACGUAAUCCUCCCCCUCGGCUACUUGACGAUGACUCCUCACAGGGAGGUCGAGG
Molecule: messenger RNA, 4284 nt
Organism: Aegilops tauschii subsp. strangulata
Lineage: Eukaryota; Viridiplantae; Streptophyta; Magnoliopsida; Poales; Poaceae
Source: RefSeq, a predicted model, not a curated record